AUGUCGGUAGCAACAAUAAACAAUAUUCGAUUACAGUUAGGUCAUUGUGUUAUACCAAUAUUACUUGCGCUUGGUAAUUUUGGUAAUUUAUUUACAACAUGGAUAUUAAUACGCACAGUGAAGCAACGAGCUAAUUCAUGUGCACUUUAUUUACUUUGUGCAGCACUUGCUAAUUGGUUUGUUAUUAACACUGUGCUUAUUUCAUCCUUGUAUGGUCUGGAUCAUAUUGAACCCAUACACAUAUCAAAUGUUUUAUGUAAAUUACGAUGGUAUGGAGCACAUGUCUUGUUUAUAGCAUCACGCAACUUCUUGAUCGCUGCAUGUAUUGAUCGAUGGGCACUUUGUUCACAAAAUAUUAAGAUUCAAUCAUUUUCUCAAUCGAAAAUAGCCCUUCGUAUCGUUUCUUCUAUUAUCAUAGGUUCGAUACUGAUGGCUAUUCCUUUACUCUUCUUUUUCAACAAUAGUUCAGGUUGUUGUGCAAUUAAUCCAUCAUAUAAUUUAGCUUACACAAGUUAUUCUCUUACGUUCAUUGCAAUUCUUCCUCCAUUAUUGAUGAUUUUAUUUAGUUUUCUUGCUCGACACAAUUUAACAAUGAUUCGUUCGCGUGUAAAACCUAUUGAUGGCGACAAAACUCGUGAUAUUCAUAUACAUAAACGUGAUCAUGACUUGAUCAAAAUGUUAUUUGGUGAAGUAGUGAUGUUUUGUUUAACAACAUGUCCAUUUCCAUGCAUUACAUUAUAUAACUUUUUAACAGUUCCAAUUACAUCAAAUAAAACUCCAAUACGGGUGGCUAUUGAAUCAUUUAUUAACUUUAUUAUUCAACCUUUAUUAAACUAUACUUACUGUUGUACUCAAUUCUACGGUGGUAUAUUUUAUCUUUUAGUUGUUAUAUCUGAUAAUGAGAUCAUUAUUUUCUAUGGAAAUCAAUUCGUAAAAAUAUUAAGUAAAAACUAUACUGUUAUAGUUUCGUUAAUAGGUACAACAUCUCUUGCAAUAUAUAUUAUCGUAUUAAUACGCAAUUGGGUUUUACCCGAUGAUACAUCGCAACCGUCAAAUGUAACAUUUGUUUAUGGAGUUCAUUCAACUAGCAAUAAGCUUAAUGUAGAGAAUUUGGACAGUCUUUUUCAUCAGGUCAAGGGAUGA
Molecule: messenger RNA, 1143 nt
Organism: Adineta steineri
Lineage: Eukaryota; Metazoa; Rotifera; Eurotatoria; Adinetida; Adinetidae
Source: the annotation of a GenBank genome assembly